AUGUUGACGCAGUCAUUGGGACUUUUCCCCCGGAUUCCCUCCAGCAGCUUGCUGUCGCGUGGUUUGAGAUUCGCCUCUACGGAGGCCAGGAUCACCGUGAAACCUCUGAACUCGCGCAAAACGCUUCUGAUGGACACCUACAAAGAAUUGAUGGAGAAGAACCCAGUGGUCCUGUUCGCCCACCACAACAAUCUGGUGAAACAGGAGGAUGCCUUUUUCCGCUCCCAAAUUAAAGAGCUCGGCGGCCAGAUGACUGUGCUGCGGAACCAGCUCUUCCAGGUGUACCUGCGGAACGCGCACCUGCCAGACCCCUGUGCGCCGACGCCAAAAGCUGAACAGAACAGGACGCAUCCUUUGCUGCCGCUUUUCAAGGGUCCAACGGCAGCUAUCACAUUCCCAGAGACCGAGCCGGCGAAGGUCGCCAAGCUUCUGAAGCUGCUGGAAAAGAGCUCCGAAAAACUGUUUGUCGUAGGGGCUAAGGUCGACGGCGGCAUUCUUGACGUGCCCCAGCUUCACCAGUUCAAGACGCUUUCCUCCAAACCGGAGCUGCAAUCGCAGCUGCUCGGACUUCUGCACUUGCUGAGCGGUGCUGGCCUUGUGAAGACCCUGGAGGCAGGCUCCCACUCACUGUAUCUAACGCUGCAGUCGCACCACAACAACAUCGACCCGGAAAACAAAAAAUCCGACUAG
Messenger RNA from Lachancea thermotolerans CBS 6340, 690 nucleotides. It is a transcript of the gene MRPL11, whose product is annotated as mitochondrial 54S ribosomal protein uL10m. Lineage: Eukaryota; Fungi; Ascomycota; Saccharomycetes; Saccharomycetales; Saccharomycetaceae. Gene Ontology annotation, biological process: translation. Gene Ontology annotation, cellular component: mitochondrial large ribosomal subunit. The record is from RefSeq and is a predicted model, not a curated record. Gene Ontology annotation, molecular function: structural constituent of ribosome. The transcript has a single exon. The coding region runs from base 1 to 690 and encodes 229 amino acids.